AUGUCCCACCAACCGGUUUCUGACAGCUCCAGUCUGUCCGAGAAUGGCCCUUCCAUAGAUAAGGCCAAAACCAACGAGAUUAUCCACACUGUGACCUCGGUGGACAUCGAAAAGGUUGAAAAAGAGCUCGAGCACGAUGACUGGCUGUACCACGAGGGAAACGUGGAAGAUUUGGCCAACUCGCCCUAUCCUGAGGUUCGUGCUGCGGUGACAUUGGAUAUCGAUCUUGACGUCAAGCUCAACCACUGGAGAACAUGGACUUUGACGUUGAUUUUUGUGAUUGUGUUUGCAGGCGUGAACCAGUUCUUCUCGCUUCGUUACCCCUCCUUGACCAUCGGCUUCAUUGUGGCGCAGAUCGUGUCGUUUCCAAUCGGUAAGCUUUUGGCUAGACUUCCAGAAUACAAGCCAUCGUUUCUUCCCGAUUUCUUCCAGCUCAACCCAGGCCCAUACUCCAAGCAAGAGCAUGCUUUGCUCACCAUCGUGGUGUCCUUGACGUCUUCCACCUCGUAUGCAAUGAACAUCCUCAUCACCCAGACCAACUUCUACAAGCAGAGUCUCGAUGCUGGAUACAUGAUUCUUUUGGUGUUUUCCACCCAACUUUUGGGCUACGGUGCAGCUGGACUCACCAGACGUUUUAUCGUCUACCCUGCCGCCAUGAUCUGGCCCCAGACCUUGGUGACUACGUCUCUUUUCAAUACCUUGCACUCUAAAGAGGGCGAUGUUCUCGAUAAGAUGAACGCCAACGGCUGGACCAUGUCGAGAUACAAAUUCUUCGGAAUUGUGUCCAUUUUCUCCUUUGUCUGGUACUGGUUGCCCGGCUACCUUUUCAAGGCGUUGUCGUACUUUGACUUUAUUACGUGGAUCUGGCCCAGAAACCUCAUUGUCAACCAGGUUUUCGGAGUACAGUCGGGACUUGGAAUUAUCCCAAUUUCUUUUGACUGGACCCAGGCCACCCAGGCCAUGUCUGCCUCUCCAUUGGCUACUCCUGCCUGGGUUUCUGCAAACACCUAUGCAUCUGUGUUCAUCUUUUUCCUUAUCGUCUUGCCAUGCUUAUACUACACCAACACCAUGUACGCCAAGUACAUGCCUGUGAUGCUGACAACGACAUUUGACAACACAGCCAAAAAGUACAAUGUGUCGAAAGUGCUCAACAGCAACCUUGAGUUUGACGAGGAGAGCUACAAGCGGUAUUCGCCUUUGUUCGUGCCAUUUUCGUACCUUCUUUCCUAUGCACUCAAUUUUGCAGCCGUUGUGGCCAUUUUUGUCCACUGUUUCUUGUACCACGGUAAGGAAAUUGUGCAAAAGUUGAGAGACCAAAGAGCCGGUGGCGAGGAUAUCCACAAGAGAUUGAUGAACAACUUCAAGGAAGCCCCCGACUGGUGGUACUUGGGCUUGUUUGUCAUUUCUAUUGGUCUUUCCUUUGCAGCCGUUUGUGCUUAUGAGACUCAGCUUCCAUGGUGGGGUCUUAUUAUCUCCUUGUUGAUUGCUUUUGUCAACUUUAUUCCCCAGGGCUUGCUUGAAGGAAUCACCAACCAGCACGUUGGUCUCAACAUCAUCACCGAGCUUGUGGCUGGUUACAUCUGGCAGGGUAAGCCUUUGGCUAACAUGAUGGUCAAGUUGUACGGCUUCAUUCCCAUGAGACAAGGUCUUGAGUUUUCGAGAGAUUUGAAGAUUGCUCAGUAUAUGAAGAUUCCUCCAAGACUCUUGUUCUUUGCUCAGAUUAUCGGUACUUUGGUGGCUGCUUUGGUCAAUGUGGGUGUGCAAGAAUGGAUGAGAUCAAACAUCGACAACAUCUGUGACCCCAAACAGGCAGAUGGAUUUAUCUGCGCUAAUGGUAGAACCAUCUUCAAUGCCUCCAUUAUCUGGGGUGCCGUUGGUCCUGCUAAAUUGUUCAACCCAGGAAAGCGCUACAAUGCUUUCAUGUGGUUUUUCCUUAUCGGGUUCUUUGCACCAAUUGUCACCUGGCUUGUUGCUAAAAAAUGGCCCAAGCACUGGGUCAGCAGAAUCAAUGCUCCUGUGUUUUUCACUGGUCCUGGUAACAUUCCUCCAUCCACCAUCUACAACUACUCCCUUUACUUCGUCAUUUCGUACGGUUUCAACCACUACAUCCGCAAGUGGUUCAGAGCUUUCCACGUGAAGUAUACGUACAUUCUUUCUGCUGCUAUCGACUCUGGUGUGUCGAUCUCAGCAGUCAUCAUUUUCCUUUGUGUGUCCUAUCCAGCAGGUGCACUUGUGUGGUGGGGCAACACCGUUUACAACACCAACUACGACGGUCAGUCCAAGCCAUUUUACACCUUGGCUGAUGGAGAGACCUUUGGCCCCACUACCUGGGAUUAA
Messenger RNA from Candidozyma duobushaemuli, 2337 nucleotides. Its product is annotated as OPT family small oligopeptide transporter. The transcript has a single exon. NCBI's taxonomy places the organism in Eukaryota, Fungi, Ascomycota, Pichiomycetes, Serinales, Metschnikowiaceae. Bases 1 to 2337 code for a protein of 778 amino acids. Gene Ontology annotation, biological process: transmembrane transport. Gene Ontology annotation, molecular function: oligopeptide transmembrane transporter activity. The record is from RefSeq and is a predicted model, not a curated record.